CCAGUGCUACAAAUAUUUAAAAUUAAAGUUAUGCCUGUACUUUAGCUUCCACACUGAAAGGUCAAGGUGAGGCUAGGCUUUCUUACGUCUUACCGCUUGCUUCCAAUGUAGACGGUCCUUUACGCUUCACUCCAGGCUACAGACCGGCCCACGGUGUAAAAAGAAAGGUAAGCCGUUGCGCACAGUGGCAGACGCGGAGGUUCUAAAGGCUGAUGGCAGAGAACAAUCCGUAAACGCUUAAGACUGUCUCAAUCGUAGACGUAGGGCAAGGCAGAGAGAAACGUAAGUCGUAUACAGUAGCUUUUCACGACUUCACGACAGAAUCGUUUCCGAUCGUCCGGUCGUGGCGCGGCGGCGCAAGCGAAUUAUAAAAUAAUUUUAUUUCCAACGUCUGCGCCUGCGCUCUUGCGCCGUGCCUUACGCCUCGGUGCGUAGACGAGGCUUUGGCUGAUGGCAGAGAACGAUCCGUAAACGCUUAAGACUGUCUCAGUCGUAGACGUAGGGCUAGGCAGAGAGGAACGUAAGUCGCGAAAGGCUAUUGUAUACGACUUACGUUUCUCUCUGCCUAGCCCUACGUCCACGACUACGUCAGUCUUAAGCGGAUACGUUCUCUGCCGUCAGCCUUCGUCGCGUCGUCGCCGCCGCGUUGCCGCGCUCGCUCGACGCGAGAGUAAAUAACAAGCGGAGCAAAAUGUGUACAUACCGACCGCCGCCGUCCGCUGUUGGCCGUGACCGCGAGAGCGAACCGCAGAGCGAAACCGCGAAAAAACACCGGGGGCCACUCGAACGUGCAAUGGCCGCGAAACACUCGGAGCGCGCGCCCCCUCGCGCCGCGCCGCGCCGCGCCCUCGGUAAUUCGCGUCGCAUGGAAUCAUGGUCGUGUCAUGGCGGCGCGCGUCUACUUGGCGGCGGUACGUCGCGCGCCUCGCGCCCGUGGAAGGAUCGUCGUACAGCGUCGCCGUCGAGGGGAUACGCGUCGGGCGGAGUCGCAAACGCGACGCGGUGGAGCUUGGUUCAGCAAGAGGACCGGGAAUUCUUCACCUCGUGUCCCGGCGCGACGCGAGACCCCGGACCGUGUCUACAGGGUCUACAGGUAAGUGCGGGAAGUCCAGAAGACAUUUCUUUAUGGCAAUGGAGUCUCGAUUUAUGACGGACCCAUAUAACGGCUUUGACAUGAUAAUUAGAGGCGUCGCCUAUUACGAGACACUCCUAAUAUGAGAUAGCGAGGUUUCGACACAUUCAAUUUUAUAAAUCUUUUUGCGCAACAAUUACAUGCGCGAUCUAAUGGAUUUUCCACUAAACAGACUCCGCUCCAAGGACAGUAAAUUCGUGGUGGAGCCAAUAGACAAUGCCUGUUAAUUUAAUAGAAGCCGCGCUAUCUC
Vollenhovia emeryi is the source of this 1382-nucleotide messenger RNA. RefSeq lists its product as uncharacterized. NCBI's taxonomy places the organism in Eukaryota, Metazoa, Arthropoda, Insecta, Hymenoptera, Formicidae. Bases 692 to 1150 code for a protein of 152 amino acids. The transcript has 2 exons. The record is from RefSeq and is a predicted model, not a curated record.